AUGAACUUGCUUUUGGUAUCAAUAGACUAGUCAAAAGUGAACACCUAACACCACAGGUAUCGAUAGCUAAUGGCGUGGUGGCAGCAACAACUCCAAUUUCAGUUAAUUCCAAAUUGGAAGAGGAUAAUAAUAAUUCUAUAUGUAUGCCAAGUAAAAAUCCAAUACUACAUUGGAAGCUACAAGCUGCUGAGGAGUGUCGCUAUGAGCGCGCCUCACGUUCGCGAUCACGUAGUCAUUCACGUACGCCUUCACAGAUCGAUUUAGAUGAUGAUAGCAACCAAUGUCGGCGGUCACUACAAUCUCGGUCGCGUUCCAGUUCAGUCGAACUUGAAGUAGACUCUCCACCACCACCAUCGCAUACGCGUUCAAGCCCGAUUAGUUCACCACCUUCCGCAUCUGAAAUGUUAAUUAGUACGAGUCCCAAAAAGUCUGAAAUGUUUUCGGUAUCUGCGUUACUGCGCCGUGAUGAACCGCAACGACUAGCAGAAAAAUCACCCACAAGCUUACCACCUGCAAAUCCAUUCGAAGCCUUCCGGAAUGCAUACCCAACUAAUUAUGAGCCGCCAAUGUUUCAACGACCAUUAUUGUCGCCUGCAUUUCCAUUUUUUGCAGCAUUUGCGUUCCAUCAGGGGCAACAAUCUGGACUGGCUUCAAACUAUCAUCCCGCCUCGCAAGAAGACCUUUUUCGUUUGAGAAAUUUAAUGGUGCCACUGCAGGCUGGUCAGAAUGGCGCUGGUGGAGCGGCUGGUGUGCCACCGAAUUCCCAUUUAGGACUACCACAUCCACCACACCUGCAUUUUCAUCAUAUGGCCAAAUGGUCGGGACUACCGCAAUUCAGUGACCUUUAUUCGUGCAUGAAGUGCGAGAAAAUGUUCUCAACACCGCACGGACUCGAGGUACAUUCACGACGUACGCAUCAUGGCAAGAAACCUUACGCCUGCGAAUUAUGCAACAAAACUUUCGGACAUGAAGUCAGCUUGAGCCAACACAGAGCUGUUCAUAACGUGGAAAAGGUUUUUGAAUGCAAACAGUGUGGAAAACGCUUCAAACGGUCAAGCACCUUAUCCACACAUCUGCUAAUACAUAGCGAUACGAGGCCGUAUCCAUGUAACUAUUGUGGCAAGCGUUUCCAUCAAAAGAGCGAUAUGAAAAAGCAUACCUACAUUCAUACAGGUGAAAAACCACAUAAGUGCCAAGUCUGCGGCAAAGCCUUCAGUCAAAGUUCGAACCUCAUAACACAUUCGCGCAAGCAUACUGGCUAUAAGCCAUUCUCUUGCAAACUAUGUCAUAAAUCCUUUCAGCGUAAAGUGGAUUUGCGGCGUCAUAAAGAAACCCAGCAUACUGAUCUGCGACCACUUAUCGAAAGAAACCUUGGUAAAGUCGACUUUAUGACAGCCACUUCACCAAAUGCGGGUGAGCAAAAUAAUGUUGUAACAGCGGCACAAGCCGCUGCGGCGGCUGCAGCGGCAGCGGCAGCAGCUGCUGUUGCUGUAUCAACUUCCAAUGGAACAAAUUUGAAUACACAACUGACAUCGAUGAAUUGUCAGAAGGUCUCCUUAUUGGUAUAACAACAACAACAACAACAAAUACAACACCAGCAGCAACAUCAACAUCUACAGCAACAACAAUAUCAGUUGCACCAGCAUCAUGGUG
Molecule: messenger RNA, 1653 nt
Organism: Teleopsis dalmanni
Lineage: Eukaryota; Metazoa; Arthropoda; Insecta; Diptera; Diopsidae
Gene: sens-2
Product: zinc finger and SCAN domain-containing protein 22
Cellular component (GO): nucleus
Source: RefSeq, a predicted model, not a curated record